AUGGAUCGAAGCGAUUCCAUCAUCACGUUGACUUCCGAAAGCGAAUCACCGAAAUAUAGUAAGGUGAACUACUCAACAAAGAGUCGUUUGAACACAAGCAAAGAUGCUUUCAAAAAGUGCAGCCGUUACUUGACCCGACUGUUUCGGGUAAACCAAAUGGACUUUGAAUUUGCUUUCUGGCAAAUGGUCUACCUCUUUUUGAACCCCAAAAAAGUAUAUCGCAACUUUCAGUAUAGAAAACAAACCAAGAAUCAAUUUGCUCGAGAUGACCCGGCCUUUUUGGUGCUUCUCUCAGUGUGGCUUCUCGUCUCUGCAACUGGAUUGUCACUUGUGUUGCACCUCCAUUUGCUUGGAUUUUUCAAGUUCCUCCUGUGGAUCGUCUUUAUAGACUGCAUAUUUGUGGGCAUCAUUGUCGCCAGUUUAUUUUGGCUCAUCACCAAUCACUACAUGAAGAGGUCCGCCUCAGUCAAUGAAGAUGUCGAGUGGGGCUUUGCUUUCGACAUUCAUUUGAACGCCUUCUUCCCACCUCUUUUGAUCUUGCACGUGUUUCAGUUAUUCUUCUACAACGUAUUCAUUAGUCACGACAUGUUUCUUGCUCGAUUCUUCGGCAAUACACUGUGGCUGAUUGCCGUUGGCUACUACUGCUACAUCACCUUUUUGGGCUACAGUACACUGGCCAUGCUAAGGCACACCCAAGUGAUUCUCUACCCUAUGGUGCCUUUGUUCCUCUUUUACUUUAUUUCUACUUUGUCUGGCCACAAUAUUUGCAGAGCAAUAAUGGAGUUUUAUCAUUAUCGAGUUUAUUAA
Messenger RNA from Rhagoletis zephyria (snowberry fruit fly), 807 nucleotides. The record is from RefSeq and is a predicted model, not a curated record. NCBI's taxonomy places the organism in Eukaryota, Metazoa, Arthropoda, Insecta, Diptera, Tephritidae.